AUGGGUGAUGUUGAGGUAGAAGCAGAAGUAAGACAACCUUUGAUUGACCCAGAAAUUGAGACGUUGUCAACUUCACUUAUCAGUUGUUUGUAUGUUGCUCACUUUUUAUCAAGAUGGAGUGUCAGACUUUUAAGCUCCACGCUUCCGAACAAUUUAUUGGUGAACUUUAUCUGCAGAAUGUGGGAAUUUUCUGUAGCUUUAUACAUGAUUCACAUAUGGCCAGACUCAUUGCUCCUUACUGCUCUAUAUGGAGUUGUAGAAUCAGCUUCCGUUGCGCUUUUUGGACCUAUUAUUGGGCAAUGGGUGAGCACGCUGACAUAUGUCAAGGUUCUUCAACUCUGGACAGUGUCACAGAAUCUAUCAUUUUUAGUUGCUGGAAUUACAGUAAUCAUUCUACUGCUCUACUGGGGUUUAACGAGUAUCAUGUUUGCAGCACUCGUUCUGGUAACUUAUCUCUCAGGAGCUGUUGCAGUGCUCUCAACACUUGGAGGAACCAUCUUAAUUGAAAGAGAAUGGGUGGUUGUAAUUUCAGAAGACCAGCCUUCCGGAGUGUUAACAAAGCUGAAUUCAGUUCUUAGAAGAAUUGACUUGGUGUGCAAAUUAGGUGCACCGGUGGUUUCUGGUUUUCUUAUAAGCUUUGUGUCAUUGACAGCCUCAACUAUAUUUUUGGCUGUUUGGAAUAUCAUCUCUGUUUGUCUUCAAUAUUGGCUACUUAGCUCCGUAUAUGGAGGUGUUUUAGCUUUACGUAUGAAAGAUAUCAAAAGAAAGGAGAUCUCUUCUCAUGAACAUGAACCGAGCACAUCUGUUACUGAGCAAAACGCCAGCUUGCCUUUUGAGGACAGAAGCAACAAUUCUUCAGCUGGAAGCCAAAAAUUAGGAUGUUUACCGAUAUUUCCUUGUUUCGGUGCUUGGAAAGUCUACGUGAACCAAGAAGUGGUGCUUCCAGGACUAGCCCUGGCAUUGCUGUAUUUUACUGUUCUCAGCUUUGGCUCUUUGAUGACUGCUUCCUUGGAAUGGCAAGGCAUACCUGCAUAUGUGAUAGGUAUAGCCCGAGGCAUAAGCGCUAUUGUUGGAAUAACAGCGACUUUCACCUAUCCAAUCUUAGAGUCUCGACUUUCAACUCUUAGAACUGGACUUUGGUCCAUUUGGUCUCAGUGGUCAUUCCUCCUUCUAUGUGUUGAAUCUAUAUGGGUCAAAGAUGGCAUGUCAUCCUCAUAUAUGUUAAUGGGAGGCGUUGCAGCCUCCCGGCUUGGAUUAUGGAUGUUCGAUUUGGCUGUAAUCCAACAAAUCCAGGAUCAAGUGUCGGACUCUGAUCGCUGUAUAGUAGGAGGAGUCCAGAAUUCCAUCCAAUCUACCAUGGAUUUGUUGGGUUAUGUCAUGGGAGUAAUUGUCCCUAAUCCAGAGCACUUUUGGGAGCUGAUAUUGAUAUCCUUUGCAAUAGUAACAUUGGGUGCAAUACUGUACACAAUGCAUAUAUGGCGAGUAAUACGGAAGCACCUGUUUCAUUUUGAGAAGUGGUAUGGAUUAACUAGGAGAUUUUUCGGAUCAUCCUCUUAACUAGAGCAACUCUAACAGGACAUUGACAUGACGAUACGAUAGAAACACAAAGUCAACCUGAAUACGAUCUAUAUAGAUUAAUUUGUCAUAUCAUAUAAUUAUCCUCUACAUUUAUAUAGAUUUGGAUUUAUUUUCAAGAUAUAUACCCAAAACCAAUACGAACACAACUCGCUUACCCGAAUUGUUAGCUCUACUUAUAGCAUAUAUAGAUUUCAUUUUCUAGUUUGACCUUGUAAAUGGUCCAAUAUCAGAUCAUUCAAUUGUUGGAAAAUAGCAAUUUGCAAAGCAUGUUAUGACUU
Molecule: messenger RNA, 1856 nt
Organism: Beta vulgaris subsp. vulgaris (sugar beet)
Lineage: Eukaryota; Viridiplantae; Streptophyta; Magnoliopsida; Caryophyllales; Amaranthaceae
Product: solute carrier family 40 member 1-like
Exons: 8
Coding region: 1-1557 (518 amino acids)
Biological process (GO): iron ion transmembrane transport
Cellular component (GO): membrane
Molecular function (GO): iron ion transmembrane transporter activity
Source: RefSeq, a predicted model, not a curated record